GAAAAAACAAAAACAAAGGAAAAACCCCAUUUACCCUUUUGUCUUUUGAUAUUCGUAAGGAAACAAGAGGAACCCAUUUUGGAGCUCUCUAGUCUCUCGACGACCCCCCAUCCAAUGGCAGAAAGCAGUAGCAGGAGCUGCAGAAAUGGAUCACCAAUAACCAGCAUAACCCAGGACCACCUCUUCACAAUCCUCCUCCUCCUCCCCAUAGAUUCAAUUCUUUCCUUUGCCAUCACAUGCAAGAGAUUCAGGGCUCUUGCCUCGUCUGACGCUCUUUGGGAAUCCAUAUGCAGGAGGGACUGGGGUCCCAACUCUGUUGAUGCUCUCAACUCUUCCAAUCUUCAUUUUCACCACCACCACCACCAGCAGCUGCCAUGGAUGAGGCUCUACAAGCAAGUCUCUCAGCUUGAUUCUCUUUCUAUCCAUAAUCUUACUUACCCAGAUACUGAAUUGGCGCUCCCAUGCCCCAGAGCUUCUCACUCUCUCAACUUUGUGUCUGACUAUCUCGUCUUGUUUGGUGGUGGGUGUGAAGGAGGACGACAUCUCGAUGACACAUGGGUGGCUUAUAUUGGUAAAGAAUUUCAGAAGAUUCUCAACUGGCAGAAGGUUAAUUCAGGCAUUCCAAGUGGGAGAUUUGGGCAUACGUGUGUUGUAAUUUGUGAUUUCCUUGUUCUCUUUGGAGGAAUCAAUGACAACGGGAGCCGUCAAAACGAUACAUGGGUGGGACAACUGACAUGCCAUGAGACCUUGGGCAUUUCAUUAUCAUGGAGGCUGCUUGAUGUGGGAUCCGUUGCACCACCUGCCCGUGGGGCCCAUGCUGCAUGUUCUAUUGAUAAUAGGUUGAUGCUUAUCCACGGAGGGAUAGGGCUGAAUGGCCAGAGAUUGGGUGACACAUGGGUUCUAGAACUCAAAGAAAAUUUGUGCUCUGGAAAAUGGCGUGAAAUUUUGACAAAUCCAUCACCCGCAGCUCGUUCAGGACACUCAUUGACUUGCAUUGAGGGCACCAGGAUAGUUUUAUUUGGAGGAAGAGGAUUGGGUUAUGAGGUGCUGAAUGAUGUUUGGGUCUUAGAUAUUUCUGAAAGCUAUCUGAAUUGGGUACAAAUACUAUACGAACUACCAAAUAUACCUGGGGGAGUUUCCCUCCCACGAGUUGGUCACUCAGCUACACUGAUUUUGGGAGGCCGAGUGCUGAUAUAUGGAGGGGAAGAUUCACAAAGACACAAGAGAGAUGAUUUUUGGGUGUUAGACAUUAGUGCAAUCCCUUCCAUUACUAUGCAGCAGCCAUCCACGCUGAACUCUGCGAGACUAUUGGCAAAAAUGUGGAGAAGGUUGAAGGCAACCGGUCAUAAACCUAACCGUCGGUCAUUUCAUCGUGCCUGCGCAGAUCAUUCUGGGCGUUAUUUGUAUGUUUUUGGUGGAAUGGUGGAUGGCUUAGUUCAGCCUGCUGAAUUAACGGGACUGGGGUUUGAUGGGGAGCUUUUUCUUGUGGAGCUUUUGCUUCAGCUGUAAAACGGAUAUAUAGAAGUUCAGGUGUGCCGAGUCUUGUAUAUAGUAGCUUCCUUGUUCACUAGCUGCUACUGUCUGUAUCUUUUAUGAGUUGAUAUUAUCAGAAUAUGUUGAAUGAAGCAUUGUUGUAGAGAGUUAAGGAUAUGGUGGAAGAACCAAUUCAUUGUGGCCUUCUACUAAUGAUCUUUAGUUUGAUUUAAUCGUACACUUUUCAAUUCA
This is a messenger RNA of Corylus avellana, 1725 nucleotides long. RefSeq names its product Kelch repeat-containing F-box family protein. NCBI's taxonomy places the organism in Eukaryota, Viridiplantae, Streptophyta, Magnoliopsida, Fagales, Betulaceae. The record is from RefSeq and is a predicted model, not a curated record. Gene Ontology annotation, molecular function: protein binding.